This is a messenger RNA of Botrytis byssoidea, 536 nucleotides long. RefSeq lists its product as uncharacterized. Bases 132 to 536 code for a protein of 134 amino acids. Lineage: Eukaryota; Fungi; Ascomycota; Leotiomycetes; Helotiales; Sclerotiniaceae. The record is from RefSeq and is a predicted model, not a curated record. The transcript has 2 exons.
UCGAGUUCCCUUUCACACACAACGUGCUACUUCACUAUUCGGAGUAGAACACAGUCAAGCUACACCUAAAAAUUGACAUCUCAGACAGUACAAUACCCAUUUCGCCUCAUCCUUAAUCCCUCGAUCCCAAAAUGUCAGACUCCACCGAAGAAAACCCCCUCUUCGCAAUCGAGUACGACUCAUCCGAUGAAUCUACCCCCGACACAACAGAAAAAGUCCCUCGAGAUUUCCAAUCCGAGGAGAAUUUUCAAGCUGUAAAACGUGAAUGGAAAGCUAGGAGCGAAUCUGGCGAGAUCCAUAAAACACUACCUCUUCUCCCUCUAAAUCCACGCAGUAAACCACAAACUGCUCAAUUCCUUUACGCGAUUGAAGAAUUGUAUUUUUAUAGAAGAUUUGAAGAAGCGAGGAAGUUAUCAGAGAGGAUCUUGGAACAAGACGAUUUAAUGGAGGAUUUUAGGGCGGUGGUGGAGAAAUAUGAGAGGAGGUGUGGGGAGAGGUUAAGGGCUGGGAGGGAGAAGGGGGAGGAAGAGAAGUGA